Messenger RNA from Menidia menidia (Atlantic silverside), 1741 nucleotides. Lineage: Eukaryota; Metazoa; Chordata; Actinopteri; Atheriniformes; Atherinopsidae. The record is from the annotation of a GenBank genome assembly.
UGGAACUGUGUUUAACUUACUUGAAUAACUUUAAAAGUAUAUUUCAGUUGUUGAGGCUCCUAUAGCUGAGAUAUAUUCAGUUUUACCAAAUCCUACCUAAAUUUCCUGUUUUUUUUUUCAAGUGACAGCUUCACCCAGGGAAGGGUUUAGUCAGGUGUUUGCGUUAUUCUUUAGCACUGCAAGAAAAGGUAGAAUUUUGUCCUGGUUCAGCAGUUGUAGCAGGAAAGCAUCCUUGCUGAGGUUGCCACGGCAACUGUGUCAGCUGCAAGUCUGGGAUCAUAUGCACAUAGAGGAAUACACUGAAGAAGAUGAUGAACCACCUUUGCUGCUCAGCUCUCGUCCUCCUUGCGGCACGCCUGGCUUCCAGGUGUUUGGCUGUGGUGGGACUGCAACGCUGCGGUGUCGGCGGGGGGAAGGAUGCCAGUGUCUGCAGUGUCCUGCAGGCCAGGAGCCAUCCAAGGCCUGCGAGCAGAUUCAGAGUCCAUCAGAUGAAGUUCAGUGUGGGAUGUGCCCACCAGGAAGCUUUUCGGAUACACUGGAUGCUGACCUCUGCCGUCCACACACCUCCUGCAGGACCCUCGGCAGAAUAGUUGUGACGGCUGGCACCAGCUCCUCAGAUGCUGUCUGUGGGGACUGUCUGCCCGGGUUCCGUGCCACUGCUGCAGGGCAUGUUUCCACCCACAGUCCCUGUGUGAAAAGGGAUUUGCAUCUCAGAAUGAUCCGCACGGUGGAGAACGGCCCGUCCAGUGGGGCCGCAGGACCAGCCAACAGCACAGUGGUGCGCAGCGCCGAGGAGAAGACGGCCGAAUACGCCGUGUUCGCCCUGGUGCCCAUAUUCUGUGUGAUGGGCCUGUUGGGCAUCCUCAUCUGCAACAUCCUGAAAAAGAAAGGCUACAGCUGUACUGCCGAGAAGGAAGGAGGAGAUGAAGAGGCAGCCACUCCCCAGAAAGAAGGUAACACUUGUGCGUACAUAUCAGACGACCUGAACGAAGACACCAUCAGUGUUCUUGUUCGCCUCAUCACUGAGAAAAAAGAAAAUGCUGCCGCACUGGAGGAACUGCUGCUGGAGUACGAGAGCAAGCAGAUGAGCAAAGGCUCAUCAAUCAAGUUCCCGAUGCUCUCCCCCUUGUCUACGCUCCGCUCUCUGCCCAGGCUUUGCCCCCACCAGUCCCAUCUGCACACCAUCUCCGGCCUCUCCGGCCGGGCCCCGCGGCACGGCUACCGCUGCUCCCGCUGCGCCCAAAAGAAAUGGCCCCCUAUUCUCAUUCCUCCACUGGACUCUCUUAAAGAUCCUCUGAAGCCCCCCCCAAGUCUUAUGCUGCCCUCCUUGGACACCCCGACCGACAAGCAGGACGUCCCGCUGCUGCCGGGGCUGUGCGUGGACACAAAUCGUACGCAAAGUGCUGCCGUGCCAAAAACUGUUCAGGACAAAGUGGACGGAAAAGAAGGGAAGGAGACGAAGGAAGGAGAGCUCACAGUGUUGUCUGUGGGGAGAUUUCAAGUCGCACAUAUUCCCGAGUACAAGCCGAUCCCCCUGGAAACCAAGACCUCAUCACAGGAGCAGAGGAACUCCCUGUUUGGUGGGAGACAUUUCUCAUCCUCUUCUUCCUCAUCUGGAUUCAGAAGAUGAGGAGACAAAAAGACGAAGCUAUGAUGACACUACCUCGCAGAAGAUGGCUUUUAUCAUCUGAAGACAGCUUAGGAGGGAGCAUGGUCUGAGUGUCCUCCUGCUGAAAGAAGU